Molecule: messenger RNA, 5771 nt
Organism: Nomascus leucogenys (northern white-cheeked gibbon)
Lineage: Eukaryota; Metazoa; Chordata; Mammalia; Primates; Hylobatidae
Gene: FOXP2
Product: forkhead box P2
Exons: 17
Coding region: 561-2702 (713 amino acids)
Biological process (GO): regulation of transcription by RNA polymerase II
Cellular component (GO): nucleus
Molecular function (GO): DNA-binding transcription repressor activity, RNA polymerase II-specific; RNA polymerase II cis-regulatory region sequence-specific DNA binding
Source: RefSeq, a predicted model, not a curated record
ACAGACAUGAAAGCUAACCGAGGACUUGAGAGACUCAAACUGGUGCUUUUGUCUCUCUCUCUCUCUCUCUGUCUUUCUCUCUCUCACACACACACUCACACACACACACACACGCACACACACAUACACACACACAAAAAUGAAGCACUUACUUUAGAAAGAUUAUGGUAAGCAUGCUGGCUCAGUCUUGAACCUUUGUCACCCCUCACGUUGCACACCAAAGACAUACCCUAGUGAUUAAAUGCUGAUUUUGUGUACGAUUGUCCACGGACGCCAAAACAAUCACAGAGCUGCUUGAUUUGUUUUAAUUACCAGCACAAAAUGCCAUCAGUCUGGGACGUGAUCGGGCAGAGGUGUACUCACAGUAGUGUAAAUACUGCUGUAAAUAGUUGUCUGAUGGUGGCUUUGACAGUGAGCUAGCUUCUGAGUUUUCCCUUCUUUUUAUACUGUUUUCUGCGCUGGCAUUUUUGAAUCUUCCUAAUUUUUCAUCUCUUUAACAAACUCCUAUGAAGUUGAAACCGGGAAGUUUGGUCUAACAUUUCCAGAGAAGGUAUUAAGUCAUGAUGCAGGAAUCUGCGACAGAGACAAUAAGCAACAGUUCAAUGAAUCAAAAUGGAAUGAGCACUCUAAGCAGCCAAUUAGAUGCUGGCAGCAGAGAUGGAAGAUCAAGUGGUGACACCAGCUCUGAAGUAAGCACAGUAGAACUGCUGCAUCUGCAACAACAGCAGGCUCUCCAGGCAGCAAGACAACUUCUUUUACAGCAGCAAACAAGUGGAUUGAAAUCUCCUAAGAGCAGUGAUAAACAGAGACCACUGCAGGUGCCUGUGUCAGUGGCCAUGAUGACUCCCCAGGUGAUCACCCCUCAGCAAAUGCAGCAGAUCCUUCAGCAACAAGUCCUGUCUCCUCAGCAGCUCCAAGCCCUUCUCCAACAACAGCAGGCCGUCAUGCUGCAGCAGCAACAACUACAAGAGUUUUACAAGAAACAGCAAGAGCAGUUACAUCUUCAGCUUUUGCAGCAGCAGCAACAGCAGCAGCAGCAACAACAGCAGCAACAACAGCAGCAGCAGCAGCAACAACAACAGCAGCAACAACAGCAGCAGCAGCAGCAACAGCAGCAGCAGCAACAACAACAUCCUGGAAAGCAAGCGAAAGAGCAGCAGCAGCAGCAGCAGCAACAGCAGUUGGCAGCCCAGCAGCUUGUCUUCCAGCAGCAGCUUCUCCAGAUGCAGCAACUCCAGCAGCAGCAACAUCUGCUCAGCCUUCAGCGGCAGGGACUCAUCUCCAUUCCACCUGGCCAGGCAGCACUUCCUGUCCAAUCGCUGCCUCAAGCUGGCUUAAGUCCUGCUGAGAUUCAGCAGUUAUGGAAAGAAGUGACUGGAGUUCACAGUAUGGAAGACAAUGGCAUUAAACAUGGAGGGCUAGACCUCACUACUAACAAUUCCUCCUCGACUACCUCCUCCACCACUUCCAAAGCAUCACCACCAAUAACUCAUCAUUCCAUAGUGAAUGGACAGUCUUCAGUUCUAAAUGCAAGACGAGACAGCUCGUCACAUGAAGAGACUGGGGCCUCUCACACGCUCUAUGGCCAUGGAGUUUGCAAAUGGCCAGGCUGUGAAAGCAUUUGUGAAGAUUUUGGACAGUUUUUAAAGCACCUUAACAAUGAACACGCAUUGGAUGACCGAAGCACUGCUCAGUGUCGAGUGCAAAUGCAGGUGGUGCAACAGUUAGAAAUACAGCUUUCUAAAGAACGUGAACGUCUUCAAGCAAUGAUGACCCACUUGCACAUGCGACCCUCAGAGCCCAAACCAUCUCCCAAACCUCUAAAUCUGGUGUCUAGUGUCACCAUGUCGAAGAAUAUGUUGGAGACAUCCCCACAGAGCUUACCUCAAACCCCUACCACACCAACGGCCCCAGUCACCCCGAUUACCCAGGGACCCUCAGUAAUCACCCCAGCCAGUGUGCCCAAUGUGGGAGCCAUACGAAGGCGACAUUCAGACAAAUACAACAUUCCCAUGUCAUCAGAAAUUGCCCCAAACUACGAAUUUUAUAAAAAUGCAGAUGUCAGACCUCCAUUUACUUAUGCAACUCUCAUAAGGCAGGCUAUCAUGGAGUCAUCUGACAGGCAGUUAACACUUAAUGAAAUUUACAGCUGGUUUACACGGACAUUUGCUUACUUCAGGCGUAAUGCAGCAACUUGGAAGAAUGCAGUACGUCAUAAUCUUAGCCUGCACAAGUGUUUCGUUCGAGUAGAAAAUGUUAAAGGAGCAGUGUGGACUGUGGAUGAAGUAGAAUACCAGAAGCGAAGGUCACAAAAGAUAACAGGAAGUCCAACCUUAGUAAAAAAUAUACCUACCAGUUUAGGCUAUGGAGCAGCUCUUAAUGCCAGUUUGCAGGCUGCCUUGGCAGAGAGCAGUUUACCUUUGCUAAGUAAUCCUGGACUGAUCAAUAAUGCAUCCAGUGGCCUACUGCAGGCCGUCCACGAAGACCUCAAUGGUUCUCUGGAUCACAUUGACAGCAAUGGAAACAGUAGUCCAGGCUGCUCGCCUCAGCCGCACAUACAUUCAAUCCAUGUCAAGGAAGAGCCAGUGAUUGCAGAGGAUGAAGACUGCCCAAUGUCCUUAGUGACAACAGCUAAUCACAGUCCAGAAUUAGAAGACGACAGAGAGAUUGAAGAAGAGCCUUUAUCUGAAGAUCUGGAAUGAGAACUGACUUGUGAAACCUCAGCGUGAAGGGACAUAUCACUGACCUUCAUAACCACUCCACAACCAUGAAUAUUUGACAAAUUUUUACUGUGACUAUUUAUUAAGCAUGGAUAAAGGAGACAGCCCUAAAGGAACUUACUAAGCCAGCCCUUUGGGAUUCAGUACCAACAGGCAAAUUGCUUGUUUUCUUCUUCUUCUUCUUUUCUUUUUUUUUUAGAAAAAAAGACAAAAACUGAUUUUCUUGAAAAAAAAAAAUGAACUGUUCUUUCUAUAAUGGCUUUGCCCAUUUAAAAAAUGUGGCUCUUAAGGGUUCAUGAAAUGACUGAAUAUGAGGAUACAUGUCCUGUAGAAAGCAAAUGCGCCUCAUAUACUGCCAAAAAUAGUGUUAGUUUCAUUAAUGUGAAUUUUCCAGCAUUCAGUAGUUGUAAUGUUAGAAACAAUUGCUGGUCAAGUUCAACUUGUUGCUAUUGUUUUUAAUUUGCACAGGAGUAGUAUCAGAAAUUAGUGUCACUGCUUGUAUCUAGCUGAAUUUUAAACAACAGAACAUUAGUUUUUUAUGUUGGUGCCACCAACUGUAAAUGACAUAAGUUAGUUAUUACAAAACACAGUAAUUAGACUGUUGCAACCAUCUAAAACCUUAGGCUUCCAGUCUGUGCUGUUAGUGUUAAGAUGUAAAGUGCAAUCCUAAGCUAACAUUAUCUGUGCAAGCACCAUAGAAACAUUUGCAUAUCUGCAUAGAUCUUACAACUGUACUCUUUACCUCCUUGUGAUAAAGCUUUGUCUACCUGCAAACACAGUCAAAGGCUACAGCUGCAAACCAAAGCCAACUCUAACCAUGGCCAAGAGCUCAAGGACAGAAGCAGCCACAUGCUUUGGUCAGCCUUCUGUAACUUCAAUUAGUACAAAGGAACCUUUUCCAUGAACUACCUGCUGUUUUCUGAUGACCUCUGGGAUCUUUUCAUUUAGCCCUAAACAAAGAAACAAAUAUGACAAAAACCACAACUAAAAAAUUUUAAUUCAGUCACAGAGUAAUCUUCUGAGGCCAAAAGUCCAUCUAAAUGCAAUGAAGAUUUGCUUUCAUUAAAGACAGAGGUGAGGACAAAAUCUGCAGUGGAAGUUAUGAUAUGCUAGAAAGCAACAAAUGUGGAUCACUGACCAAAACGAUUAUGUACUUGAUGCAAAUGCAGAUUGCAUAUUGUUAUAUAUAUAUAGUACUUUGUGUUUUUGUUUUCCCUCAUUCAGUCAGUUAUUUUCAGUGGUGAAUACAUGUUGUUAGAAGAUGUCUUGUAUGGUCUUAAUCUUUGUUGUGUACUUUUUUUUAUAGUCUUAAGUUAUAAUGAAAAAACAAAAAGUAGGAACCAAACAUAAAAGGUCUAGUAAAGCCAAAAAUUAAUUUCAUAUUGAUUUUAAAGUGAUCUAGCUGAGUUUUUACACUGAAAGCAAAGAUUAUAGCAAUUGUAGUCCAUGGUAUUUAUUUUCAGUCAAACCAAAGUUACAUAUAAUUCUGCCUCUGCUUAUACGGGAUAUUAACACUAACAAUACUCUCCCUUCAAAGACUUGCACAGGCCAAAUUGUUGGAAUGCUGGUUUUCUUGACAACUCCAACCCCCAAAACUAUGAUAAUGAGUUAUGAUGUAGUUGAAAAUAGCUUAGUCAGAUGUUUGCUUAAAACCUAGAAACUUAACGUGUUGCUUUUCAUGUGCUGUGCCAAGUCUUGAUAAUACUUUUUCCCCCAACCAAGGGACCUCAUAACCUGAUUAUGGUUAUUGCUUUACAAACAGUUUUGACAGCAGGUGGCUGCUAGAGCUUAACAUACGUUCCCGUUCCAUGUGAUGGAACCGGUUCUCGCAAACUAAGCUCAUCGUUGAUUCUUUGCUGAAGUCAGCAAAUAGAGUUAGAGAGAUACCCAGUCAUCUAUCACACCAAAUAAAAGGACAUAAUGGCUUUCAAAAGGGUUUUCCCACUUACCCAAAAGGCUUUCUGAAAGCUUCUACCUCUGCAAAAAAAAAAAAAAAAAAAAAGAAAAAAAAAGAAAAAAAUUAGAACAAUUAUGGCAGAUUGCAUGAAACGUGAGAACGUCACAGUAACCGCUGCUUUUCAUUAUGUUUGUCUUUGGGUCAUGAUCAACGAACCGGAAGUUUACAAUAUGGUAUUAAAAGAAAGAUGGGUAUGGUGAAAGAUGGUUUUCAGUCAUCUAGGAUCCUACUGUAAGGAUUAUCUGAAAGGAAAAAUGAGUCUUUCAGGUGCAUGUUCAAAAGGCUUUGAUGGACUGGAAGUAACUGCGAGAGUUGUACCAUCAGGAGGGUGGCCUAAGACUACAAUGCUAAAGUAUGCAUACCUCAGUUAGAAAACUUUUGAAAGGAAGUCUCAGCCACAGAAUGCAUAUACCUGUAGAGUUUUGCAUGGGUUUUAUAUGAAUACAAUUUUAAAAAAUAGCUGCUUGCACAUUAUACCAGAAAAACCUCCAAAACUGCAAUUGCUUUGAAAAUAGAUUUUAGGUUUUUUGGAGUUUUCUGAAAUGCUUGGUCUGUAUUUUGAUAAUUGUGCAUAUUAUGUAAAAAUGUUGGUGGACCCAUAAAUGACCAGACUUUUUCUAAGAAAAAUGUUGCUUUAAUGCAUUUCAUGAAUUUUUACUCUUAUAUCAUUGCUUGCUAGUAAUAGCAAACCUGCUUUUCUGCAUCUGCUUUGCGUAGCUAUUGUAAGGCUUUGAACUAAUGUAUGUAUUUAUUGCUUGAACUUCUGUGCAUACCUUAUAAAGCAUAAUGUCUGACAAUUUAAAUGGCUCAUGUAUUCUUGCUUCUAUCAUAAGCUGACUAUGGGGACUAUGAUCUUUUGUAUACAGCAAAUUUUAAACUGUAGCACAAACAUCUGUUUAUGUAUUGGUGGAAUAUACCUGUUUUAUUUAUCUUUUUUGAGGUAAACUAAUUUUUGAUACUUUUCAUUACUGUGUACUAUGUUCAUACUUUGAAUUCUCUGACGUUAGAAGUCAUGGUUGAGAAUUGUAACAGCUGUUAUUCGUUCUGUAUUCAUGGCUUUCACUGCUGAAUAAAAUAAAGGACCAAACCUAGGA